ACAGGUUAAUUCUUAAUUAUAAUAAAUACGAUGGGAUCAUCUAAAAAGCAUAGGAAAGACCAUAAACAUCGAAAGCACAAGCGUUCAAGUCCUGCAUAUGAUGAUGAAGAGAGAGAUGAGAGCCAUAGUCCAGAAGAAAAGAAAAGAAGACGACAUGACGAUGUAGAAACAGAAAAAUCAUAUUCUAAACAAAAAAAACAUAAGAAAAAACACAAGAAACAAAGUGAACGAGAUCGAGAUUCUGAAUCCCCCCAAAAGUUGGAAUCUGAACGUAAUGGUAAGUCAAGACAACAUCAUGCUGAACCCACUCCAACAUCAGCUAAUGGCGAAGGUGACUCACUCAGUAUUGAAGAAACAAAUAAGUUGAGGUUAAAACUGGGACUCAAACCUCUCGACGUCGGUGGAUCUUCCGGUAAUGCAACCGAAUCAAAGAAAGAAGAAUUUGUUCAUGCUCCUGCUGAAGAUUUGUGGGAAAAGAAAAAACAGGAUGAUAUCAGAGAAAAACUACGAGCCAUUAAAGAAAAAAGAAACUUAAACAAAAAAAUGGGGAAAAUCAAGACUUUGGGAGAAGAAAAUGAAGAUGAAAAUGAUGCUGUGUCUUGGGUAGAAAGAAGUAGAAAAAUGGAAAAACAAAAAAAGGUGGCGGAAAAACGAGAACAAGAAAUGGCUAAAAUGGAUGCAGAAUUUGGUAUUGGUGGUUUAAUAGACAAUGAAUUUGCCGAUGUAAAGAAAGACUCAUACACAUCUCGUGAUUUGCAAGGCAUUACUGUAAAACAUUCCUUAGAAAUGUUUAAAGAAGGAAGAUCAGAAAUUUUAACUCUCGAAGAUAAAAAUAUACUUGAAGAAGAUAAGGAUGAUGUUCUUGUUGGUGUAAACUUGGUUGAUACUGAAAAAGCAAAACGAAAUUUGGACGUGAAGUCCAAAGGUUCUGGAUACAAAGCUUAUGAUGAGGAAGAGGUUGAUGAAAUGGGAUUUUUUAAACAAAAGUCUAUGCUCUCGAAAUAUGAUGAAGAAAUUGAAGGAAUUAAGCAAGAGAAAUUUACUAUCGGUAAUUAUGGAAAAGUUGAUACGACUUGGGAACAACAAAAAAUGAUGAUGAAAAAUGAAAUUAAAGCUAAAGGAGUCAGCUUAGCGCUCCCUCAACUCAAAAUUGCAUCUGAAUAUUUGACUGAAGAGGAAAUGACAAAGUUUAAAAAACGAAAAAAGAAAGUGCGAAAAGUAAGAAAACGUGAUCUAAAACCAGAUGAUCUACAACCUCUACCGGGUAGUUCAACAUCAUCUGAUUUUGGUUCUAGAAGUCGAAAUCAACGAGGAAAUAUACCUGGAUGGGAUGAAGGUAUUGAAUCUGCAAAAGUGGAUGACACAAGUAUAACAUCUACAACUUUAAUGAAUUCGACGAAAAAUGUCAUUUUUGACGAGGAUGAUGCCAGUAAUGAACUUCAAAAAGCAUUGGACAAAGCAAGACGGGCAAAACAGGUUAAAUCAAACAUGGUUACUGAGGAUGUCGGUGCCAGUAAAGUCGUCGAACAUUUAGACCUUUUAAAUAAAGUUUCAUUUGAAAAUCCAAUGGCCAAUUAUUCUACAACUAUAUCUUUGAAUUCAACUGAUGAAUUUUGUCGUCAGCUCGGAACUGCCUCAGAUUUGAAUGUUAUUAAAGAAGUGCCUAUGGAAGAGACUUCCAUGGACGACAGCGUUGAUAUGGACGUGGAAGAUGAAGAAGAAGAAGAAGAAGUUACGUCAGGAUGGAAUUUUGUGAACGAUAAAGCCAAAGUUAAGCCAGUUACACAGGCAGAACCUGUCGACGAUAGACAUGCACCUAUUGAAGCCGAGCCUCUUGCCGUAGGCGGCUUAGCCGGUGCACUAAAACUUGCCACACGAAAGGGUUACCUGAUGGAAGAAAAACCAAAAGGCUCAGUCACAAUAACUAGUAAAAAUAUUGACCUGCUUUCUGCAAACUAUUCCAUUGAAGACAAAAAUGCAGUUGAUCAUUUGGAUAAAUACGCUCACGAAAAAUACUCGAAAGACCGUAGUAAUCGCUACGAUCGUGGAAUUGUAAUGGAUUUUGAAGAAAAGAAAAAUUAUAAACCUAAAGUAACUAUCGAGUAUGUUGAUGAAGGAGGUCGAUUAAUGAAUCCAAAAGAAGCUUUCAGAAAAUUAUCUCACAGAUUCCACGGUAAAGGAUCGGGUAAAAUGAAACUCGAAAAACGACAAAAAAAGAAAGGAGAAGAAGAUAUGAUGUUGAAAAUGAGUUCGACUGAUACACCACUUAACACAGUAGCAAUGAUGAAAGAAAAAUUACAAAGCGAAGCAAGUCCUUAUAUUGUUCUAAGUGGAGCUGGUAAAACAUUGCAAGCUGGUGGUGGAGGGCUGAAGAAAUGAUUAGUAUUAUAGUUGUGAAAUCUAUGGAAAAUGAAAUCAAUUUUCACUGAUGCAAAUCAUUAUUUUUGUGCUGUUGUGGGGACAUUCUGUUGAGCCGUAAAUCAUUGCAGCUUCCAAUACCUAUUAUAAGACAUUUGCAGGGGUACCAAUAUCUUUAUUAAUAAACUUUGUCAUUCUGAUUAUCUUAUGCCUUUUUUGUAGCAGUUGAUUGGCAGAUCAUAUUAUAAAAAUCUUUUGAUGUUAUUUUGGGCCAUAUCAUUUUAAAUGCCUAAAUUAUUGUUAACAUGCCCACAACAACUCUUGUUUUGAUAACAUUAGAAUUGUACUUCCUGCUAGAAACUGCCCUGACUGACUUGAUUUAUAUGUUAAAAAUGAAAAUUACCAUGUGAUUCGCUGCUUAUGUUGGUGUUUUGCAUUAGGAUAUUCUUUUGUCAGUGGGUGUUAUCGGACAUGAUGGGAUAAUAUUUUAAUUAUUUUUAAACCUGCUAUUCUGUUCUAAAUUUUUCGCCUCAAUCAACAAGAUUGAAUUUUGUAUGGGUUAUAAAGAUUAUUAUUUGGUGAUGGUGAAUAGACACUGAUAAGUUAAUUUAGAAAUGUUGUAUAGAUAUUUGUUGUAAAUUUUUCAGAUUUCUUGAGAAAAUAAUAUGAAAAGUACUCACUGUACAGGUAUCUCAAUCUAGUUUGAUAGCACAUAAGAAGACUCAUUACCAGGGCUGGGGGUUAUUGUGAAAACACUUUAAUCAUUGAAAAUUAGGUGUAGUAUGACUUUUUAUGUUAUGAUUCUGAAAAAGUUUGCCAUAAAUAUUACUUGGGAAUGUUGUAAAUUGUGUAUGGAUCAGAAAUGUCUUUCUAUUAACUAGACGCUCUGCUUGGUCACUCAUAUACAUUAAUUAUUUGGAAUUUUAAUACUGAUACAUGCGAAUUAAUUUUACUUCCUUUGGAUGUCAGUUGAUGUUUAAAAUUACUUGUAACCAUUAACCAUCUAAUAGUAGUUAAUGGGUCACUAUUCCCAGCUCUACUUAUUACACCAUGACGCAGUAAAAUCAAGUUAGUUUAUGUCACAUUUUGAGAAAAUCACAAUUUUGUAAUUCUCAAAUCUGUAAUUAAUGUGCUAAAGUAGGAAUCUGAUAUUCUAUACAAAACAUAAUAUUACAUAUGGCACCUAAGACUGUGUGUUUGGGGACGCCUAAAACACACCACUAUAUAUAUAUAUUCUUCCCCCGUUUUGGACAAAGUUUUGAAAUCUAUUAGGGUUCAAAACAACACUGGAAUUAGGACAUAUUGGCAAUAUUCCUACCCUCGAAAGUCUGAUAGUAUCACAAUAUUCCACUCAUCAAAUGCCGAGCUAUUGAAUCCAAAAAACAACAGUUGCUUGUUAUAAAAAAUCAAAAAAGCCCAUCUCUAAAAAAAUUUGACUUAGGCUAUCUUGUUUUUACUGUGGCUAUAUAUAGAUGACUGUCGUAUGUCUAUCAGCCUGUAACAGAAAUUAGUUCUUGAUCAAUUACUUUUGCUUAAAAACUGUACAUAAGCUGGUUUGUUUUAAGUACAUAUUUGAAUCCUAGACCAAAAGAUGACCCUGAUCCACAGUGAAAAGGAAAUCCUAAAAGUCCAUUAGUACUUUGGUUUUACUGCGGCGGUUUUUGCUUGUAAAUUUACUGCCUAUUUUCAUUGAUAUCUGAAGCAGUAACUUAUUAUCUGGUUCAGAUCUAUGUUUUAUUAUGAAUAGCUUCAGGAAAACAAGGAAAAUUGAGUGUGAUGUUGUGUAUUACAAUUGACUUUGCCGUAACAUCUUGGUAUGAUAACAUGCAUUAUACAUGUAUUUUACUUUGUGAUAUAAGUUUUCGCAAUCUAGUUGUCCUUUUUUUAGA
Messenger RNA from Styela clava, 4247 nucleotides. RefSeq names its product U4/U6.U5 tri-snRNP-associated protein 1-like. Gene Ontology annotation, biological process: mRNA cis splicing, via spliceosome; maturation of 5S rRNA. The record is from RefSeq and is a predicted model, not a curated record. Gene Ontology annotation, cellular component: U4/U6 x U5 tri-snRNP complex. Lineage: Eukaryota; Metazoa; Chordata; Ascidiacea; Stolidobranchia; Styelidae.